AGUGACGCCAAGGGAACGCCGAGGACGGCACAAUGAAUGAGCCCCGUGCCGGUGGAGAGCCCGGCCGUGGAACUCCCGGCUCCGGGAUGCUGAUCGAUGCUGGCGAUGGAAGGGCGGCCGAUCGAAGGGCCAGCUCGGUCGGUAGCUACGAUUCCGACGGCGACGAAACACCCGGACCGAGCACCGCCUCGGGAACGACAAAGGAUUCGACCGACAACGGCUCGUCAAGAAAUGGCCGCGAAGCGCGCAACCGAGCGGAAAAGAACCGGCGUGACAAGCUUAAUGGAUCGAUACAGGAACUGUCGGCGAUGGUGCCGCACGUUGCCGAGUCCCCGCGGCGCGUUGACAAAACGGCCGUCCUGCGGUUCUCGGCCCACGGACUGCGAAUAGAUUAUGUGUUUGGCAAAUCCAAGCCGGAACCAACGGUAAAACCGGAGGCCCAGGAUUCGCUGUUUCGAAUGCUGAACGGAUUUCUGCUGACGGUGACGUGUCGGGGUCAGAUCGUACUGGUGUCGGCGUCGGUCGAGCAGUUUCUCGGACACUGUCAGACGGACCUGUACGGACAGAAUCUGUUCAGCAUAACUCACCCGGACGAUCACGGGCUGCUCAAGCAGCAACUGGUCCCGUCCAAUCUGGUGUAUGAUGUCGCACCGGGAACUAGUAGUAGCGUUGGGUUGCUCAACCCGGUGGAAGCUGGCAGUGGGUGCGGUGGCUCCGCACCGGACACCGAGUCACGGUCAGCGCGAUCUCACGACAACGACGACGACGAUAUCGAUCGGAGGCUGCAGCAGGACAAGCGACGGUUCUCCAUCCGGAUGGCUCGGGCAGGACCCCGGUCCGAGGCCACAACCUACGAGCUCGUCACCAUCGAUGGGUGCUUCCGGCGGGCCGAUUCGGCCCCGCGAGACACCAGCGGCGGCAAGCACGGUGGUGGCGGUGCGUCUGCUAUGCAGAUGAUACGGCGAGCCCGCAGCCGGGACGACGCUAUGCCAUUGCACAGCAUCAACGGGAAUGAUAUUGUUCUAAUAGGCAUCGCGCGUGUAAUGAAGGUGCCAUCCAUCUGUGAUCGUUUGAUUGAGGCUUGCAAGUAUGAGUACAAAACGCGCCAUCUGAUCGACGGCCGGAUCGUCCAAUGCGACCAGCGGAUCUCGAUCGUCGCCGGCUACCUAACCGACGAGGUGUCCGGCGUGUCCCCAUUCACCUUCAUGCACCGGGACGACGUCCGUUGGGUGAUUGUAGCCUUGCGUCAAAUGUACGACUACAACCAGAACGGAGAGUCGUGCUACCGCCUGAUGUCACGCACCGGGGACUUUAUCUAUCUGAAAACCCGCGGCUACCUCGAGGUGGACAGCGAUACCAAAGUGGUGCAGUCGUUCGUCUGCAUCAACACACUCGUGUCGGACGAGGAAGGUCAGCGGAUGGUGCGCGAGAUGAAGCGCAAGUUUUCCGUCAUCGUCGCCGGAGCUGACGAGCUCCCGGACGAGAGUGGCGAGCCGGCGGUGGAAAACGCGAAGCAGAUCGAGGAAGCGGUCUUCAAUCUGAUCACCGACCUGCAGCCGGACAGCGAGGACAAGCUACUGAUGACGAUGCCGGCCUCACCCGCCAACAGUUGCAAAUCGGGAGUUUUCGGUGACGGCACCAGCGGUCAGCUGGCGAUAGUGGCACCCGAGAAAAGCUCCGUCAAGUCGGCGAUCGUGAGGAGCAUCAACGUGGUGUCGAUUGCGGCGAAAACGAUGCGCGAAUCGCACCGCUCAUCGGCGACCGCCGGCCAUGAGUGGUCCCCGAUGAGUGGCGAUCAGCAGUGCAGUAACGGAAGUAGCAGUAGUAGCAGUAGCGGCGGUGGUACAAGCACCAGCAUGGGUAGUCCUAUGCCGCACCGAACGGUCAUUUCACCAUCGCCUCCGGUUCUGUCGCCAAACGGUGCACCCGGUCAACGGGCGACUGUUUUACAGAAAGGUGAUCGGCCGCAGCAGAUGGGUUCGCCGGGGCCGGAGCAACGAGUGCCACCGUUACCCACCUCGGAACACUACUUCACGCAGCCGUUCUCGCCGUCAGCCGGGGCGGCCGGUGGCGCUGCGGUCCCUUUGCCCGUGCUUUCUCCCGCCUCAUCGUUGCACAGUCAGCGAAGUAAUGCUCACAGUCCGUUUAGUAGCGUUCCUUCGCCACCCACCUUCAGUUCGGGGUCGGUUCGAACGACGAGCGUACUGAAGCGUACCUACAGCAACAGCAGCAUCAACAGUCUUCAUUCUUCCGAAAACUUUGGCGAACUGGGUGAGGUCGGUGGCGGAGACAACAGCAAGCGAAGCAAGCCGAACGCGGGUUCGUCGGAGUUGGGCGCUUGCUACAACGAUCUAAUCAAUCCCGCCACAGAUCUGUCUUCUCUUCUACCAAACUCGUUCGAUGCACUCGACCAAUCGCUGCUAACGAUGGAAUCGACGACGGCCAUUAUACGGGAGCAAGUGGGCAACUACUCGACCCUCCACGAAUCGCAUGAUCAGCGCUUGGAAAGGAUCGUGGAAGAACAGCAGGAACAACGGGAGAUGCUACAGUCAAUUCAGCAGGAAUAUCACUUUCAAAUUCAAACCAAUGGAACCGUCGGUGGUGCGCGAGCCACUUCCGACGCUGGAACAACUCCACAGCGGACCACAGCGGGCCCAACGUCGAUGAUGCCCUCCGUCAUAACGUCCAGUGCCGUUCGGCCAACGUACAAUGGUAGUGGUCCGGCUGGUCCGAACCUAGAGCCGGGAAGUUAAUACCUGCCCCGGGAAGCGUGAAGUACAGCAGGCACACUCUUUGCCAGACUUCCUCGAUCGACCCGUCCGCAGCCCGAUGAUAUUCGACGGCGUAGCUCGCGAUCGUUGCGCCGUUGAACAGCCCGUUCCUGGACAGUCACACCGCAACAUAACGUUAAGUGCAUAAACGUGUUUCUUAAAACGUCACUGCAAGAAUCAGUGUCAACGAAGCCCAUCUACUGUGGAGGUUUAUGGUUAGAGUAACAGUUUUCGGGUCACUUUACGGAGCAGGCGAUAAAUGUUCACCACACCACUCACUGUUGUUCGGGAGGGCGGGAAGGUUCAUCCACUCACUCAGCCACUGGUCAAGGAGUAGUUCUCGACGGGGCACCCGGAGGCGAUAGGCCACCGAUGGGCGACGUACAUGUCUAAACGCAAGUUCGGAAGUGAUUAUCGAAAGUAUUCUCUUACGUUUUAGUGCAAUAUUUGUUUCCCUGGCAGUCCCCACGCAGCAGUCCUGUGUGCGGAAUGUCCGGACAUUGACCGACGGGGAGAAUAAAAGAGAGAGAGAGAGAGCGAGGGAAAGUGAGAGAAUACAGGAACAGGUUUCAAUGUUUCUCGUACAUCAGAUGAACAGCAAUGGAAAUGAAUUCGAUAGUUAGCAUGGGAUUUCGUUUUCGAUCACCGAAAGAUGAACCGAUCUUUCGAACGCUUUCCGACUGCGCACACUUUUGCAGCCAAACAACCAAACCAUUAACCAACCAUGGUCGAGAUCGUGUUACGCGCGAAAGUGUUUACGUGCUUCGGUUCUAUUUGUACUAAAGUUUCAAACUACCGAUGCGUGGUGGUAAUUUUGUUUUACUUUGUUUAUAGAUUGUAAAUGUUUCCAACCAGACACCGGUAAGCGGGUUAGCGGCACCGGCAAGUUGCACAGAUUUGCCGCCCAACCUGGGGGCAAAGCUGUCUGUCGAAAACGGAUUUGUUAACGGAUACGUGUACGUGUUUAACCAUUUUAAAGAUUUGUUUUACUUUUCGUUAAGAAAAAAACUGUUAAGUAGACUAAUUCUCCCCAACGCUUAUGGGGAGCAGCAAGAGAGUUGGGUAGGGCAGAUAGCUGGUGUUAGCGCUUGGGACAGCAACAUGGGACGCAGAAUGGCGCAGACCAAUUAAGGCACACAAAGAUGGAAAACAAAAGUUACUGAUAUUGUAAGGUUUACUUAGUAAAAGCGAAAGAAAGCGAGAGACACUGGGCGAGAGAAUGUUAUUUUGUGGUUCAUGCGUGUAUGUUCUGUGUGUUGAAUAGGAUGUGAAAGGUUUUAUAGGAAAAGCAAAAGUCGCCGAAGCCGAAACAGGUGGCACACACACCUCCCUUUUUGAACCGCGGGUCAAUUCCAAGCAGGAAAACAAAGAUAGUGUUUAGUGAAUCUUUUUCAUAAAUAGUAAAAAUAGGCAAAACUGAACACGAAUCAAACACACAAAAACGGAACCAACAUAAAAACGAAUCAGUUAACUAUAGUAAACGAUAUUUAUUGCAAAUUUUCCGUUCAAAGCAACAAAGAAUGGUUUAGAGACGAGUAGAAAACUGUAGGGGAGCGCAAGAUAUAAUGAUUUCACGAUAUUCUUUAUCAAAAACCAGACACACCACAACACCGGAGGCGAGCCACCUUCUUCGAGCUUUUUCAAGCGAGGGGAAAGUUUCCGCUGUCCGUCGAUUGUGAUUGCUUUUGGGCCACCAUAAGUUGCAAUGUUAGGUUAUAAAACAAAAAAACACACUAAAUCAGUUCUAUUGAUUAUGUCCCAAAAUAAAAACACCAAGCACCUCUUACGUUAGGUGGUUCGACAAUGUUUAUUUCGGGACUAGUUCUCCCGUUUUCGUCUUGUCCACUCACUCAGCCCAACCACGGUUGCCAAAGCAGGACGACGAACAAUAACAACGAAAACAUAGCCUGAGCACAGAGUGAAGGGCUUUAAGUUGUAAACUCUCACGUUAAAUCCAUUUUCUUCCCACCACGUAACGCUCCGGUGUAAUAGUGUCGCAAAUCUUGUCAACCAAUAAAAACAAACAAA
Messenger RNA from Anopheles bellator, 4799 nucleotides. Its product is annotated as aryl hydrocarbon receptor nuclear translocator homolog. Gene Ontology annotation, cellular component: nucleus; aryl hydrocarbon receptor complex. Gene Ontology annotation, molecular function: DNA-binding transcription factor activity, RNA polymerase II-specific; RNA polymerase II cis-regulatory region sequence-specific DNA binding; protein dimerization activity. The coding region runs from base 33 to 2753 and encodes 906 amino acids. The transcript has 9 exons. NCBI's taxonomy places the organism in Eukaryota, Metazoa, Arthropoda, Insecta, Diptera, Culicidae. The record is from RefSeq and is a predicted model, not a curated record. Gene Ontology annotation, biological process: regulation of transcription by RNA polymerase II.